AAAGGAGACUGUUGCAGGUGAGAGGAAAUUCCUUGAACGGACCGCAGAGGGACCACGCAAGCCAAGAGCUUCAGCCUUGUGAGCCAAAGCAAUGGGCAGAAUGCAAAGGGGCAGAGCAGUUGGGAGGCCACUGAUGUCAGCAGCUGAUGAAACAAAAACUAGCGGACAGAAGAAGAUGCUUCAGCUUAAGCCCUGGAGGAAGUUCACCAAUUGUGAUUCGUCCAGCAUAAUUUCUCACACGAUGUGUAAAUGCAGCAAAAGAGACGUGGGCCAAAAAACACGCAGGCUCUGGACACAAGUUUCAGAACACAGAUCAGGAAUCAAGAACCAGGUCUUGGAAGCCCCUCUGGUGGGACAUUUUUUGAGCCAGACUCAUUUAAAAUUACCGCCUUGGUUUUAUUGGACUUUGGAGCAUCUGCAGGAGACAUCAAAUAGAUGGGGUGUCCAACUCUGGCGCUUCAGAUGUUCAUGGACUACAAUUCCCAUCAGACCCUGCAAUUACAAAUGACAAACAGCAUGCAAGCAAGCUUUGCUGGAACUGAGUUCCGUUGCAGUAUUUCUUCGGUAGUAUCUCUUCCCCAAACAUCCCCCCAGCAGAGUGACAUGACUAACAGAUGAAGAAAGCAGUACAGAAUCUCCAAGGCCAAACCAGAAAUGCGGCUGGGUCCUAGCUGGCCCAAGGGAUGAGAAAGUUGCAACUCACCCAAAGCAAAAGAAGACCAGCCAGAGGUUCCCCCGUUGCCCCCUCUGUUGGCUCCCUCCAGCCCAGGCUCACGUGGCAAGAACCAGGGAAGAGCUGACACUUUUAACAGGUCUUAACGGGGUCUUGACACAAGGAGGAGUUGGCAUAAAACAGGAAGUGUUCUGGGCUUGAGAGUAGAGGUAUGGAAGUGUGGCCCUGUGUUCAUCUGAAAGUUGGUGGGAACAUGCUGGUGAUACUCUGUACCUGGACAAAGGAAAUGAUGAAUCAGUUCUGAGCUGUCAAGUACCAGGCUGGAAUUAAAAGUAUUAAAAUAACGGAUAGAUCAGUGAACUAAAGCCUGUCAGGGGUCCAGUGUUUUCAAACCUUAAUUUGUGUUUUAAAAUCAAGAAUCUACCCAAGCAGAGAUUUUUAAAAAUUGCACUAUACAGAUUUAAGAAAUAAAGUAACAGCCAAAAGGCAUUGAAAGGUUUUACUGUUGCUGCCAAGUCACAACUGAUCCCGUAAGGAUUUUCAGGACAAGGGGUGGUUUGCCGUAGCCUGCCUCUGCAUAGCCGCCCUGGUCUUCCGUAGGGGUCUCCCAGCCCUGCUUAGGCUCCAGGAUCUGAUGGGGUUGAGCUGGCCAUCUAGACCAGGAUGCUGAAAACAAAACCUAAACGAGAUAUGCUGUGGUGGAGGCAGAGUGGAUUUUUCUCCUUGUUUUAAGACAGUCAGGCUGCGUCUGUCAGGACGGCCAUUCGCAGCAAGCUUCUCGCUUUUCAGCCAUUAAAAAGUAGCAACGCUGGUCAAUGGUAUGUGGAUAAUAAUGCUUGAUAAUAAUGCUCAAAGAUGUAGCCACUAGUGCAGUGUUUAUUUUUGAACUAUGCCAUAUAGAUUUAUGAUUGUCCAUAGGUGAACAAUAUAUGAAUAUAUGAAAAUUCCUUGUGCUCAAAAGAUAGAUGUAAUAUUUUUAUAGGCUAAUGAAGAUAAGUUUUGCAAUUCAUUCUAUUUAUAAAUUUCAUAUAGAGUUUCUAAGUAUAGUGUAACUCAUACUUAGCUAUGAAUGCUAAGUAUGAAACAAUUGGAAUGUAAGAUAAGAUGACUUCGUAUGUAAACAGCAGUUAUUCUCUUAACCAGUAAGCAACUGUGUAGCCCACGGAUUCAAAUCUAAGCGCAUUGUAGAUCAACAGCAAUCACCCCAGCCUAAUCAAAACUGAUCAUAAGGCAGGAAAGACAAUAUGUUUUGUUGCACCAGCUUUUGGCAGCGAGCAGCCACAAGCUGCCACGUUACACAGAAAUCCUCAGGUGGAAAAGAAAAAUCUAGUCCUGAGGUACAGAGAAUGCUAAUGGUUGUUAAAGCAGAUAUUUUUAGCUAGCUCUCGUAUAUCAGGUGUAGUCAGCCCCUGGUAUGCCACACUGUUUUGCUCUACGUGCAGGGCAGAUUCUGUCACUAAGCAGCCAAGGUGCUGGCAGCACUGCUGGGUCUGGUGCCGUGGGAGGAGGCCACAGGCAGGAUUUGUGGCUCUUCCUACCCCCUUGAUCGCAUGCAGCUGCCAUCCCCUGAGGCGGUGCCAGUGCUGCCGGGGCUUGGCUUACUGUGAUGAUCGCCGGCCAAACACAGCCUGGGCCUCUCCUUUUCCCACCCCUUUUGUUUGCUGGCACACUGACAGUCUUCACAGGUACAAUGUGCAUGUCACCUGUGUUAUGGACACCUGUCCUCUGAUUUCAGUGUCCUGGUUGCUGGCUUUGUUCCAUAGCCCCUUAGGAGAAGUUGGUGCUUCUGAAGUCCCUGAAGUCCCAGGUGGGCGAAAAAGCAGUGGGGUCACAUCUAUUUUCUGGCCUCCCUGGGGCGGACAUGUUUGGGUUCAAUAAGCUGCCAUCUGGAGCUAGGUUAUUUUAGUAAUUACUAUUUACCUGUUUUAAUAUAUUUAAUAUAUUAUGAUUUUAUUGUGAUUGUUUUAUAAAUGUUGCUGCCAUUCUGAGCCCCUCGGGGAAGGGCGGGGUAAAAAUCAAGAAAGAAAGAAAGAAAGAAAGAAAGAAAGAAAGAAAGAAAGAAAGAAAGAAAGAAAGAAAGAAAGAAAGAAAGAAAAUGUGUGAAUGUGUUAAAACAUAAACAUGUGCAGUCUUCACUUUUAACAAUGUAUGUAGUUUUGUCUGCCGCACUUUGUUCAGGAAGCAUUGUUAGUGUGAUAGCUAAGGAUAAAGAUGGAUGUGUUUGUGUGUAUCUUAUUUGGUACUGAAAGGGACCAUUCUCAGAUAAAAUAACUAUGCUAGAUUCAUCGGGGGUAAGGGUAUAUAUGUCUGUCAAUCUAUCACAUCAAUAAUUACUUGAGAAGGCUCCCUUUCCAUCUGGCAGGUCAAGGAUUUCAGAGGCCGUAGGGUGGUGAUUGGCUCAACCUCAGAAGCAUGGAAGCCGCUCCAGUGCCAUCUAUCAGUUCACAUGUUGGAUCAAGGGGACCUUGGCUCAGAUCCCGGUUCUGUGGGUGGCAUCAGCGUUCUGCUCAGGGCUGCUGUGAGGGUGACGUUGAGGAAAUGUUGUUCCUUGGGGAAAGUGAUUAAUUUGUGUUAAAUCCAUGGCACUUGAGAGCAUGUUUGGCCCUGGGUGCAUCCACAGGCAUUGAACCUGUGUGCAACUAAGACUGCCGUGUUUUGUCUUUCAGAACAUUCUCACCAGUCAAGAAGCCUGAACCAUUCCACAAUGGACAUAGACGAUGAAGAAAACAUGACAGAAAUGAUAUCUGAUGAUUUGCCUGAUAUCACGUCUGUGGUCUGAUAUCAAGACGGUGGCCCUGCUUCACAAAGAGGGUUUGAAGCAUCCCCUCCUCCCUUCCAAGGCUAAUGUUUCAGGAAAGAACACGUUGUGGAGCUGUGAAACAAAAAUUGAACAAAAGCCAGGAUUUGUGAGAAUGUUUUCGUUGCACGGAAGAGGGUUACCCUGAGAUUCUGUCACCACCUGCGUGCCAGUCAGCUUCUAAACUUUACAUCUGAAAGAGGGUCCUGCAACGAAGGCAUUGUAAGUUACUCUUUCUGGGCACCACAGGUUCAGGCAGCACUGAUGUUAAAGAGAACCGCAACAUGGACAACAUUUCAUCCAAAGCUGGGAGUGUGCAAGGUGCCGGGGAGGGGAAUCAGCUCUCCAAUGGUGAUGGCCCCGGCAGCAGAAAAAGACCCUUGGAAGAGGGCAGCAAUGGCCACUCUAAGUUCCGCCCAAAGAAGAGGAAGAAAACGCCAGGGCCCGUCUUGCCUAAAAACGCCCUGAUGCAGCUGAAUGAAAUCAAGCCUGGCUUACAAUAUAAGCUCCUCUCUCAAACGGGACCAGUUCACGCCCCUAUAUUUGUGAUGGCCGUAGAAGUUAAUGGGCAGUUUUUUGAAGGUUCCGGCCCGACCAAAAAGAAGGCAAAGCUUCAUGCAGCGGAAAGAGCUCUGAGGUCCUUUGUUCAAUUCCCCAACGCCUCUGAAGCGCAUCUAGCAAUGGGGAGAACUCUUUCGUUAAAUACGGACUUCACGUCUGACCAGGCCGAUUUCCCAGAUACGCUUUUUAAUGGGUUUGAAAACCCAGCUCAGUCAGAUCAUUCUUUUUGUCUGGAUUCCAACGGUGACGGUUCCUUCAGCUCCAACGCAGACUACAAUCUGUCGUCCGCCGUGGCUAGCAGUAUUAUCCAGUCGUCUCUUCCUACCCCGUCGCCAUAUCCAUCCACCAGCGGAAAGAACCCAGUUAUGAUACUGAAUGAACUUCGACCGGGAUUGAAAUACGAGUUUCUUUCAGAAAGUGGUGAAAGCCAUGCCAAGAAUUUUGUGAUGGCUGUGUCAGUGGACGGCCAGACGUUUGAAGGGUCUGGAAGGAACAAAAAGCUUGCGAAGGCCCGGGCCGCCCAGUCAGCUCUUGCAUCCUUGUUUAACAUGCAGUUGGAUCAGACCCCAUCUCACCAGCCCAUUCCUAGCGAGGGACUUCAGUUACACCUGCCACAGGUUCUGGCUGACGCUGUUGCCCGCCUGAUCGUGGACAAGUUCAGUGAAUUGACUGACAAUUUCACAUCCCCCCAUGCACGCAGAAAAGUCCUGGCUGGAGUUGUCAUGACAACAGGUACAGACGUGAAGGAUGCUCAGGUUAUAAGUGUUUCUACAGGAACAAAAUGUAUUAAUGGAGAAUAUAUGAGUGAUCGUGGUCUUGCUUUGAAUGAUUGCCAUGCAGAAAUUAUAGCGCGCAGAUGCCUGCUUAAAUUUCUCUAUAUGCAACUUGAACUGCUUCUGAGUAAUAAGGAAGAUCAACAGAAAUCUAUUUUUAUUAAGUCAGAACGGGGUGGAUUUAAACUGAAAGAAAAUGUGCAGUUUCAUCUCUAUAUCAGCACCUCUCCUUGUGGUGAUGCCCGAAUUUUCUCACCCCACGAGGCAGCUCAAGAAGAUCAGGGGGACAGACAUCCCAACCGGAAAGCAAGAGGACAGCUACGCACAAAAAUUGAGUCUGGGGAAGGAACGAUUCCAGUCCGAUCCACAACUACAAUCCAGACCUGGGAUGGCGUAUUGCAGGGAGAGAGGUUGCUCACCAUGUCGUGUAGUGAUAAGAUAGCUAGGUGGAACGUGCUCGGUAUUCAAGGAGCGUUGCUUAGCCUCGUUGUGGAGCCCAUCUACUUCUCGAGCAUCAUCUUGGGAAGCUUAUAUCAUGGAGAUCACCUUUCCAGGGCAGUAUACCAGCGAAUAGCAGAAAUAGAGGACCUACCACCCCUCUACACUCUUAACAGACCUUUACUCAGUGGUAUCAGCAAUGCUGAAGCCCGUCAGCCAGGAAAAGCACCUAAUUUCAGUAUAAACUGGACCACAGGAGAUGCUGGGCUUGAGGUGAUCAAUGCUACCACAGGCAAAGAUGAGCUGGGCCGCGCAUCCCGUCUUUGCAAGCACGCAUUGUACAGCCGCUGGAUGCGCAUUCACGCAAAGCUUUCUUUCAGCCUUCGCUCAAAAGUCAGCAAACCAAACCUGUACUACGAAACUAAGCAGGUAGCUUUGGAAUAUCAGCGCGCCAAAGAGUGUUUGUUUAAAGCAUUUUCAAAGGCCGGACUCGGAGCCUGGGUGGAGAAACCCACAGAGCAGGACCAGUUCUCCCUUGCAGUCUGACUCGUGGAUUCGUCCUUUGCUUGCAGCGGGGGCUACAACAGUGGACACGGCCGCAUCAUUGCAUUGAUUCAGCUAUCAUGGCAGCUUUUACAUUUUUUAUUUUUAAAGAAUUGAUUUGUGACCCUUUUUGUUGUUGAAAGUAUGCUAAAAGUAGCAGAAAACUGGUAAUCUAAUUACUAGUUUGGAAUUUUUAUAAAUGUUUUUUUCUCAAGAGGCUCUGACUUCAGGAAAAUAAUUCAGCGCAGCUCUCUUAAAAUGACUCCCCUGAACAGUUUAGAAAUUAUUUUAAAUGCAUUACAGCCAAGUGUGUGGAAUAAUGUAAAUUACAUGGAGUUCUACAAUACACCUUUGAGUUCAUGGUUGAAUUCUGCAUCCUUUCAGAGCCAGAUAAUUUCUUCUAGAUUAUUUUUGAAUUGUUGAAAUUAAUAAAAACCAGGCUGGAGUUUGGAUAGCUAGUUUUCCCCCUGCUUCCUUGUUCUUUAAAAACCAGCCACUGAACACUUUUGUGUCUUCAAUGUAUGUAUUUAUUAGUCUGUGAUACAAUUUUUAACAUGUCACUUUUUAUUCUGUUUUUUAAAAUAUUUGUCUUGGCUUCCCAUUUACACACAUUGUGAAGUUACCUUUUUUUUACCAUUGUAAACUGGAAAGGAAAAAAAAUUGUAAGCUAACAUGUUUUAGAUUUCAAUGUAAAACAAACCCAGUGGAAGUAGAUGGUUUGUGUUUCACAAGAACACAGUGGAGCACCACAGUGAUAUGACCAGUGAUGUGGCAACUUCAGAACACUUGUUCAUUUGUGAGGAAAUACGCUGCCUUGCCAAGAACUCACCGAAUGGUGCAUGAAUUCCAGUUGUUUAGGAAGCGCGAGGUUAUUCUGAGAGGAAUGAGUUUUACACUGUUUUUGUGUGCUGUUCUAACUAGUUUUCAGCCAAAGCAGUCUCCCGUGAUUUUUACACACAUGAAUAUAAAAUUCUACCCAGACUAGUUUGAAAUUUACUUUUGUUUGAUCUAUCUUGGUUUCUCUUCCUGCCAAUAUAUUUUAGAUAAAUAUCAGAUCUCUGAUCUGUACAUAUGUUUUCAUGAGUCCAGAUCACUGAAGAACUGCCGCUCUGGCUGAGAAGUUUGUGCUCACGCUGAGCACAAGGGACGCGCCCUUUGAGGAAGCCCCGGCCGGCCGAUGGCUCCCACUGCUUGUGCUGCUGGUCUAGCUGGCCGUGUGGAGGCCCAUCCUAACAUGCAGCACUGUAGUGAGCUACACUGAAGCCAACAGUUCUUCCAAAGCCUCCCCCUCAAUUUAACGCUCCUCUGUCCGGUAAGAAGACCGGGGGGCCUCAAGCACAGAGGCACAGAAACAGAUAAAAACAUCCUCUUUGUGGUAUUAGAUGUAAAUAAGAAAUAUUGCGGAGAAGUUGUUUCUAUAAAUCUGUUCUUUUUAAAAAGACAUUCAUAGCCAUCAUGGUAGGACAUUUCAGUGAAUGUGCCGGUUCUGUAGUUCCACUCAUCUGCUUACAACCAACUGAUGCUACAUGGAUUGCUCAACCAGUGCCAGAAAUCAAAGUUGUUCUAGUGAUAUGUCACUUAUAUCUCAGCCUCUGCGUGAUGUGAUGUCAAAGGUAUCACUUCAGCUAAAAGUAUAUUUAAAGGUGUACGUGAGACUAUAUGUGGUAGACUUGAUGGUAACUAAUUCCUCACCUCAAGGUAUUGUCUGGCCACUCCUGCCUGCAUAGUGGGGUAGCGGUAGCUGAAGAAAAGGAUCUGAGGCAGUUGUGCGCAUGCCACGGGGCGCCCCGCGAUGUUCAAUGGCAUCCAUCUUUAUUAAAGGGGGGAGUGUGUGUAUGUUUUUAAAACAUGACUAAAAGGCAUGAUAGCAGUAUGUUAAUAGAAUAAAUCAGAAUUAAUAGAAGAAAUUAUAAUUUUAUUAUAUAAAAGCAAAUAAUAUAUAUGAUAUUUUAAAACAUUAAACGGGCAACUUCUUGCAGUCCUGUGGUUUGGAUUUAUUAGGAGAUAAAUAUAUCCAUAUCCAUAUGCUUAAGAUAGGUCAUAUAUGUAGUUCCACUCAAGCAGAGUCCAGUCCAUUGGAUUGGGGCCAUAUUGUGAACAACCAUAAAGUCAGCAGGGUGGUCAGCUCUUGAAAGUGGACAUUCUGGUAGCUGGGCUGGUCCUAGUAACAAGGCUCUCCGACGACGACAGCACAGACCCCAGAGGUCGCCUGAGGCUGCAGCAGCGAAGGUUUGUAUGGGCUGCAAAAUAACCCGUCUGCUGAAGCAGCAAAAGGAGAGUCAUCUCUGCUAAGUGGGCUGGAAGAGCUACGCCCCCCACACCAAAAUUGAACAGUGAGAAAGAAUUUGUUUCUUCUCAUUGAUUGGCAGCCCAAAUCGUGAAUCUUGGAGUGUUGGUUUAAUCGACGACGUGUUGCGAAGCCUUCGUAUGCUUGCAUCCACUUUGUAGCUUGAACGGGAACCUGCUUUUCUGAUGUUUCUGCUUUUCCAAAAGCGCGCUGUAGGUUUUUCUUACACCGGGGCCGUGGCAGCCAGAGCUGGAUUAUACAGUAGUCAUUCCUGUGAAGGCAUGAUGAUGUGUGCGAAUUCUUGUAGUGUGCACGGUACCCUCCUUUGACUAGUUAAGAGAGAAAGUACUGGGAAUAGGCAGAGUUGUGGUUGAAAGUUUCUUGAUCGGAUAAUUACACAACACCAGCACAGAUUGGUCAGGAUCCUGGCACUAUGCCCAGUUUGCAUUUUUCUAUUAUAUGUGACCAGCACAGCAACCGAUUUCUGUACCAAACUGUAAAGAAUGGAUGCUUUCACAUGCAGGUGGGAAGGGCACGGCUGCUCUUCCAUCUCUUCGCAGCUCAGCCAGCCCAUUUCCUCACAGGGCAAAAACUAGAGUACUGGAAAUACAUGAUUGAUGUUGCCACAUAACUGCAAUGCAGCUAUUUUUAUUUUGCAAUAGGAGGAAAGUUUGUCCCUCUGCAGUUGAAUCUGCCGAGGAUAAUCUGGUUUCUUUUAAGAAUCGGAGGGGGGAGGUGUAUUGUGAUGGGAAUUAAAAUACUUAAGUUAGUCCACAAAUAAAAUGGACUCAAACAUCA
This is a messenger RNA of Sphaerodactylus townsendi, 8870 nucleotides long. RefSeq names its product adenosine deaminase RNA specific B1 (gene ADARB1). Gene Ontology annotation, biological process: RNA processing; adenosine to inosine editing. The transcript has 10 exons. NCBI's taxonomy places the organism in Eukaryota, Metazoa, Chordata, Lepidosauria, Squamata, Sphaerodactylidae. Gene Ontology annotation, cellular component: cytoplasm; nucleolus. The record is from RefSeq and is a predicted model, not a curated record. Gene Ontology annotation, molecular function: tRNA-specific adenosine deaminase activity; double-stranded RNA binding; double-stranded RNA adenosine deaminase activity. The coding region runs from base 3755 to 5788 and encodes 677 amino acids.